Gopherus evgoodei (Goodes thornscrub tortoise) is the source of this 2346-nucleotide messenger RNA. RefSeq names its product serpin B6-like. Bases 162 to 1301 code for a protein of 379 amino acids. Gene Ontology annotation, molecular function: serine-type endopeptidase inhibitor activity. Gene Ontology annotation, biological process: negative regulation of endopeptidase activity. Gene Ontology annotation, cellular component: cytoplasm. The record is from RefSeq and is a predicted model, not a curated record. NCBI's taxonomy places the organism in Eukaryota, Metazoa, Chordata, Testudines, Testudinidae. The transcript has 7 exons.
UUCUCUUCCCAGUUUGCCUCAAUCUCCCUAUCUCUGCAGAAGUGGCACUCCACCCCUGUAGAACAUAUAGUCACAGGAUCCACUUUCCCUAACUCUGCUGCGAAAUAGAAGACAAACACUAUCCUAGUGGCCUAGAAAGCAACGGAAAGUAGUUCUGAACCAUGGAUAACCUCAGUAAAUCAAACACCACCUUUGCACUCAACCUAUUCAAAAAGCUGAGUGAAAAUGCCAAGACACAGAACUUAUUCUUUUCUCCUUUGAGUAUCUCCUCUGCUUUGUCCAUGGUAUUUUUGGGUGCAAAAGGUAAUACUGCAGCCCAGAUGGCAAAGGUGCUUGCUUUGGACAAGGCUGAAGAGAUUCAUGAUGAAUACCAGUCACUUAUUUCUGAAAUUAACAAACCAGGCACUAAUUAUGUGCUUAGGAUUGCCAACCAGCUCUAUGGGGAAAAGACGUUGAAAUUUCUUGCAACAUUUAUAGACUCCUGCCAGAAAUUCUACCAUGCAGAGCUGGAACAACUUGACUUCUCUAGAGCUGCAGAAGAUUCCAGAAAACACAUAAAUGCCUGGGUAGAAGAAAAAACUGAAGGUAAAAUCCAGAAUCUGUUGGCUCAGGGUGUUGUUGAUUCAAUGACCAGACUAGUCUUGGUGAACGCCAUCUACUUCAAAGGCAACUGGGCAACCCAAUUCAACAAGGAUCACACAGUGGAAAGACAAUUUAAAAUUAACAAGAAUGAGAGCAAACCAGUGCAGAUGAUGUUCAAGAAAGCUAAGUUUAACAUGAGAUACAUAGGAGAGUUUCAAACCAAAAUCCUUGAUCUCCCUUAUGUUGAUAAUGAGACUAGUAUGAUCAUCCUGCUUCCUGAUGAAAUCCAAGAUAAUUCCACUGGUCUGGAACAGCUGGAAAGAGAACUUACCCAUGAGAAACUUACAGAGUGGAUACAUCCAGAAAUGAUGAAGUAUACUAAAGUGGAGGUGUUUUUACCCAGAUUUAAGUUGGAGCAAGCUUAUGAUCUGAAGCCUGUUCUGAAGAGCAUGGGAAUGGCUGAUGCAUUUGAUAGUGACAAGGUGGAUUUAUCUGGAAUGUCAGCCAGCAAUGACCUAGUUCUGUCUGAGGUUGUUCACAAGUCCUUUGUGGAGGUAAACGAAGAAGGCACAGAGGCAGCAGCUGCUACUGGAGUAAUCCUUGCUGGGUGUGGUUUACAGAUUCCACCACAAUUCACUGCUGACCAUCCUUUCCUUUUCUUUAUCCGGCACAACAAAACUGGCAACAUUCUGUUCUAUGGCAGAUUUUGUUCCCCCUAAAAAGAAAAAAUGCAGCCCUUAACACAGUAAAAUUAUUUCCAUUUGACAAUCUUGUGAUUUUUUUUUCACUCUAAUCAACAAGCUUUGUACAGAUGCUGUAUGUUACAUGGUGCAACCCUAAAUACCCUUCUCUCUUGUGCCUGAAAUAGCUUUUUGUAGGCCUCUAUUCAAAUUUAAGAAACGGUUUUAAAUAACAGGAUCGUUUUAAGAAUGUCUGUUCCAAGUGGUGAGACUUAAAAUGGCAUUUGCCAUAGUUCACUGUGUAUUCACCCUUGUAUUCUGUAUAUAUAAAUAAAAUAGAUUUCUUUAUCUUGAGUCCUGGCUCUUCCUUAUCCAUGACACCUUGCUUACUGCAUCCCUGCAUCUCUGUACAUAUUCCCCUAGAAAUUUGGUUCUCAUACUUGGAGUUGCUUAGCAGCAAGUGGUAAGAUCUCCUGGGGAGAGGAAAAAGAAAGAAGACUGACUUCUGACUGACCUCCAAAUGUUUUUUGCAAAUUUCCCUUCUCCCUCUCUCAUUUUCCAGACUGGUUCAUUCUGUGUCUAGCUGUGUUCCCAUUUAAAAAAAGAAACAAAUAGCUCUUGGCAGCCAUCUAACAGAUUUUUAUGAAUGAUGUUAAUACAACUGUUACCUUUGGGGGAAAAUUGAGCAGGUACUUAUUAAAGACAAGGAAUGAAGUCAGCUCCCCUGAAGUCAAUGGUAAAACUUAUUGACUUCAGUGGGGUCAGAAUUUCAUUCUGCUUGUGUCUUAUCACUAGUUAACCUGGGUUGCACUAAUAUUUUUAACACUUGUGAAAUAGGACAGAACUUUCUAUCUAUAGCAAAGGUUAUAAUAAAGAGCUUUCAGAAUACAUACAGUAACGUAAAUGCGAGAGCUCUCGUAUUUGUAUCUAAUGUAACAAACCAUGAAGGCAAUAUGUAACAGCAGUUUGUGUAUCUUUUUUGCUUAGACUUAUAAUGCUAAAGUAUACAGUCAUAGUUGUCUUAUGCAGUGAUUUUGGUCUUGCUGUUUGCUCUGUGAACCAACAAUAAAGGAACUGAUGUGAA